AUGCGGGUAACUGAAAACUGUGUGGUUUGCGGACAUGGUCCAUUAUACUUGAAUCCCUUAUACGACCAUUACCGCCGAUCACAUUUCUGGAGUAAGGCUCAAAUUGAGAAGGAGAAAUUACGAAUACAGAUCAAAACCGGGAACAAUCGUUGUGAGAUUUGUAAUAAGCUCUUCAGCACUUUGCAUUCGUUGAAAAUUCAUAAUCAGAGAAAACAUCCUAAAGGGACUUCAAUGAAACUUAUCUGCCCGGAAUGUGGUCAAAGAUUUACCACACAUCUGCUGUUAGCUGCACACUGCAGUGAUUCGCAUACUUCAGAGCCAGCUACACAAGACUUCUCCAUUAUCACCGGACGAUUCGAGUCUUAUGCUGCAUUUGAGGAAUGGAAAGAUUAUCUGGAGAGUACUUCACUUAUGAAUUUCACUAAGCGAUAUGCCAUGCCUUGCAAAACCGGUGGCCAACAGCAUUUCUUCUUCUGUAGAUAUGCCCGGAAAAAAACAAAGGGUUCGUCAGGAGCCGAGGAGUCAGGAAUCGAAGAACCCAGAGAGAAAUCGUCUAUUCCCUCGCACAGCAAACGCAAGCCUGCUCACUGUCCUGCAUUUAUUAAGGUGAGUUUCCUUGCCAUGUAA
Messenger RNA from Cooperia oncophora, 627 nucleotides. The record is from the annotation of a GenBank genome assembly. Lineage: Eukaryota; Metazoa; Nematoda; Chromadorea; Rhabditida; Trichostrongylidae.